AGAGAGAGAGAGAGAAAGAGAGCGAGAGAGAGAGAGAGAGAGAGAGCAGGACAAAUGGGGGUGUUUCGUGUGGGCGGGUUUUAGGACCCUGCAGGUGCGCCGUGUUUUGUGUUCAGUAAUGUGCAGUGCGGAUUCUCAUCCUCGGAGCGCGCGACCCUCCGCCUGACUCCAGCCCUCGCGCUUUCUUCGCUGUUCUUCCUCAUCGGCGGCAGCGGCAUCAGCAUCAGCAGCAUCACCACCGCGGCGUCUUUCCACGAGCACGAGCACGAGCGCCACGACCGCGAGCCCCGGCAGCCGCCGCCCCCCCAACCGCUGCUGAUGGCCUCGUCCGCGAGCGGCACGGAGGAGUCGCGCGGUGCGGCGUCCUCGUCGGCGCCCACGCCCCUUAAACUGGUGGGCCUGGUGUGCGUGUUCCUGGCGCUGUGCCUGGACGUGGGCGCCGUGCUGAGCCCCGCGUGGGUCACCGCCGACCAGCAGUACUACCUGUCCCUGUGGGAGUCGUGCUGGAAGUCCGCCGGCGCGAGCGCGUGGCAGUGCACCGGCACGCUAAACACGGAUUGGCAGAUCGCUACGUUGGCACUUUUGCACGGAGGAGCCUUCCUCAUCCUCAUCUCUUUCAUGGUGGCCCUGGUGUCUGUGUGCACGUGCAGCAGGAGGCGUUUCUACAGACCCGUCGCUGUCAUGCUGUUCGCUGCAGUCGUCCUGCAGGCCUGUAGCCUAGUUCUGUUUCCCAUCAAGUUCAUCGAGACCGUCAGCUUACGAAUAUACCACGAGUUUAACUGGGGAUACGGCUUGGCUUGGGGCGCCACCAUCUUCUCAUUCGGAGGAGCCAUCCUGUACUGCCUGAACCCCAAGAACUACGAUGACUACUACUGAACACAGACCCUGCCGCACGCCCCCUGUUCUCCUCACCGACACACACCUUUCCCAUGCUCUUUUUCACAUCCCUCUUGAGCUCACGCACCGAACUUCUUAUUUGCUUCCUAAGAAACAAAAAACACACGCAAACUGGGUGCAGAGCUCCUCCAAUUCCCAGACCCGCCCGGUUUCAACGUCCGAUGCCAAAAACAACCUGCCCGAGUUCUUUGAUCGUCGUCGUCAUCAUUAUCAUCGUUAUUGUUUUAGUUUCUUAAUUAAUAUGUCGCUCUUUUCCACUUCUUCCUUAUCCUGCCAUCACAUUAUUAACUUCACUGAUCCAGCCCUGUUAUUUGAACGUUUCGGGGGGGUUGGGGAAGCAGUCAUGUGCUGAUCCCUGCAGAGCGCUCCAUCUGGAGAAUCGGACCUGCUGCAUGUGCGCGCACACACACACACACACACACACACACACACACACACACACUCACCGCACUUACACUCCAGGUCCUGUAAUGAGAAAGCACAACAUAUGCUAAUCUUUCGGUCACACUAGCAAGUUGGUUUGUUCUAUAUGAGAAAUGGUAAUAGCUAUAUGUAACUAUACGUAAUAAGCCAUGGCUAUAUAUAAAAGAAUAUUUAAUUUAUAUAGCAAUAUAUGUAUAAUAGAUUAUAUAUAUAUAUAUAUGAUAAACUAACGCAGUUUUAUUUUCUUAAGCUUUAGUUCAAUGAACCUUAUGCUAAACUGUGAAGGUUAUUAGGCUGUCAGAAUUAACGUAUUAACGCAAAUUCAUUUUAGUGUCACUAUAUAAAACAGACGAAAUUAAACCCUUUAACGCAACGAUGCCCUUUUUUUACUCGGCUAUAUAAAAAAAUAAUUCUUUAAUAAAAAAAUGUAUGCACACAUCCGGCAAUUAACAGCAUCUGUGUGGAAGAACAGCAAAGUUUCUUUUGGAAUCCUGAUGAUUUACGUAAUUUAAAACAACGUAAUUAAAAUAAAUCAUUUAUAUGAAUAUUUUUUUUCUUCAUGCUCUAUGUUCAGCAUGGUUUCGUGAAUAAUAAAUAAAGAUUUGCAUAAAACUUCCAUAUUUGUCCAUGCCCAUGUUGAUUAGAGUAUUAAAAACUUGAAAAGUAUUCAUUGAAGGUACAUUUAUAACAGAUGAAAAUGUCCGAUUAAUCAUGAUGAAAUAUUCUAAUCGAUUGACACCCCAAAUAUAUAUAUAUAAUAUACUGUCUGUAUAUAUUGCUAUAUAUAAUUGAUAGCUGUAUAUCAUAGGCCAUUGCUAUAUAUUAUAGGUCUUAGCUACAUAUAGCUAUUACUAUGUAAACAUGUUAAACAUUGAAGUAAUUAGUAUGAAAAAGUUCUUUUCAUUUUUUUUUACACAUACCUACAAUCUAUUCUAAAUCCUCCGUUCAAACUUUGCAUUUCUUCAUUGCUUCUCUAAAUAUAAGGUUGUGUAUAUAUAACAGGAUAUAACAUCGUAGAAUUUUGUGUCAAACUGUAAAAAGGGAAAUAAUUGAGGAAUCAUUUUUUGCUAGUGUGAAAAUAAGUUUACGGUUUGAGUUGUUCCUUGGUGCAGACGUCUGAGUGCAAAAGUUUUUACCCCAUUUUCUUAAACUGUCCUGUUCACGCAAUAUUUCCUCAAGGGCUGAGAUGGCAUUAUAUCUGAGUCGUUAAAUAUUUGACUUUGAUUUAUAUCAAAGUCAAAUGUUAGAAUUUUGGCUAACUAGCUAGUUUUAAAGAAGAAUCGUAUCGGAGACAUUGCGUUUUUUCUUUUUCGACUUGCCGCAUGAACUAGCCAGUUUUAAGUAGCUAGAUAAAGAUCAUUGUUUAAGGAUUUCCUUAAACCAACCACAGCUUUUUCAACAUUUGGUCCAGAGCGUGUAAAAAAAGGUUGAAAUGCCUAGAUUUUUAUGAGAGACACGCAUGCAUGUUCCUUUUGUUUAUAUGCAACAAAGUAGAUAAUUUCGCAUUAUGAAGAUUUACUUUGACCAAACAAAAAUAGAAAUGUAGAGAUGUUCCAGUUUAUUUUCAUUGAAAAAACCUUAGCUUUACUCCUCUUGGAAUCCAAACAGUUCUUUUCUCCAAACAUUAAUCUGAAAUACUGUGCCAUGCUUCUUGUAAAACUUGCCAAAGGUGUUCUUCACUAGUUGGAGAUUUCUUUUUGACCUUGUAAUCCAGUUCAUCUCAGAGCAGUUUAAUAAGAUUUAGGUGCGGUGACUGGGCAGCCAUUCCAUGAUAAAUAACACUCCAGCUGCUCUCUAAACAACACUUACAGAGCUUGGAUGCAAAGUUAAAAGACUAGAUGUUUCUGAAGUUUUUAGGAAAAGUGUAUAUUAACAUAUCAUCUAGCCAGUAGUGCUUCUUUUAAAGUUAGCUCACUAGUUUUGCUGUGAGCAAAUAUUUUGUAAUGUUUGCUAACUAGCUAUCUUUUAACCAAUGACAUUUUAUUUACUGUCAGCUAGCGAGUUUGUUGUGUUUUCAACUUUUGUUAGAUAGCUAGCUAAUUCUAUAUAAGCGUAUGUGUACAUAAAAGGGAUUUUCCUAAAGUUCUCUAGCUAGUCAUGCUGUUUGACAUGUGCUAAUGUUUAGUAACUAGCCUGGUAUCUAUGCAUAGGAUAUCCUGUAAGAAAUGGGGUUAAAGUUAGCUAGCUGGUUCUGCUGUGAGCUUUACCUCGAUGUUACCUCGAUGUAUGUUUUUAAACAUAGCUAGCGAUGCUUGCAGUGGGAUUUUCCCUAAGAAAUAUUAGUAACUGUAGUAGAUUUUCCAUUAACAUUUUCUGAUAUGAGCUAGCUAGCUUUUAACACAUGGGAUGUUGUCUGAUGUUAUUUGGCAAAUUCUUCCAAUGGGAUUUUUAUUUUUGUUAUCUAGCCUUCUUUUUUCCUUUUUUAUUAUAGCUAGCAAAUUUCUUUACAGGUAUUUCCUCAAACAAAGAGAGUUACUGUAACAGAAGCUAGCUGGUUUUGCUAUGAGACAAUUGUAAUGUUAGUUAAUUUAUACAUUUAUUUAUGAAUAAGACUUUCUUUUAGGUUAGCUAGCUAGGUAAUUGCUAACAUCAGCUAGCUUUGUAUGGUAGAAUCCACAAAUGUGUCAAUUCAUAUAAUUAUUUAUUAUUUUUUGUUGCUGCAUAUUAGCUAGCUGAUACUGUAGCUAAAUUUUCUUUCCUUCUAGCUUUUAAUUGCUCGGGAUUUAAUGUUACCUCACUAGCUUUGAAUGGGAAUAUCCUCUCAUAUCCUCAAUAUCCUUUUUUUUUAUACUGUUAGCUAUUUUUUUUUUUUUUUUUUUAGCAUUGUGACAUUUUAAGAACUGUAGCUAAAAGAUUGAUCCAUUUGCAAGAAUGUCAACUUGCUAAUACUGUGGGAUAUUUUAUGCACUAAUUAGCUUUAUUGCACUCAGACGUUUGGACUCGACGAGAUGAAUUAUACAAGGGCGUUUUAUCCAACAAGAGACCUGAGAGGUUGGAAUAUAAUUUUUAAUAAUGUAGUUUACCAUAUUUUCACCAAACUGUAGCUAAUGUCAGGGUAAUAGAAUAAGGUGUAUGGCUAGAGCAUGCUACAUGGAGUAACAUGGGUUAAUUAGCUUUCCUGGAAAUAACUGUGAGGUUUGUUAGUGCACAUGUAAGAAGUGAAUUCACUUUGUGUGUCUAUUAUGGCUAGCGGUGAGUUUUUUAAAAUUUAAAAGAUUUUCCUGUCAGUUUUAGCAAAAAAACGAAAUAACGCUAAAAUCGUAUUUUGUCAUUUUUAUUGCAUCUUUACAUCCCUUGUCCAUGGUUACAGCUUCUCUUUUCUUCCGAUUGUAAUUCCAAGUGCGUUAAAAAGGUGUUCUGAAAGCAAACAGGUUUCAGCUACAGCUUAUACAAUUCUCACCUUAUAAGAGCUGCUAAAUUUUUUACUUAAGGUUAAUGGUCUUGAAAUAAAAAAUUAAAAACUACAGAAAAUUAUUGCUAAUCAGAGGUUUAUCAGUUAUCUUGUAUUUCAAAAUUAGUGGAGUAAACAGAAGAAAUUAUUUUGCCUGGUAAAAAUAAAAAGGGCUCACUGGAUGGCAGCUGGGUACUGAGUACUAUUCAGUUUACACUACUUAGUACUCACUACUCGGUACUCGUGACGCUGUACUUAUUACUUAGUACUCAGUAUUUACUAUUCAUAAUCAAUAUUCGGUACUCAGUAUUCAGUACCCAUUAUUUACUACUUACUACUCAGUAUUUAUUACCCAUUAUUCAGUAUUUGUGCCACUACAAUUUGGAUUUUCUUGUGUACCUGAUAUUUUAGGAUUAACAUUUAAGUUUUAAAUUUUUAAUUGAAUCACUUUAAGUUUCAAGAAGAAAAGGGUCAAAAUAGUCAAUCCGUUUAAUUCCGAGGCAGCUGACUGGCUGAAACAGAGCUAGCUGUUUGCUUGGAUGCGUUGUGUUGUCAAACAUUUUAACCAUUAUUUAUUAUUUAUAAAUAAAUUCAUUUUGUUUUA
Molecule: messenger RNA, 5315 nt
Organism: Silurus meridionalis
Lineage: Eukaryota; Metazoa; Chordata; Actinopteri; Siluriformes; Siluridae
Gene: tmem47
Product: transmembrane protein 47
Exons: 3
Coding region: 319-876 (185 amino acids)
Biological process (GO): cell-cell adhesion
Cellular component (GO): membrane; cell-cell junction
Source: RefSeq, a predicted model, not a curated record